AGCGAACAGGUCCUCAAUGUCAGUCAGGCAUUCAAAUUAAGUAGCAGCAUUUCACGUUGUUCGACGAGGAAUAGAGCAACGCUUCCAUUUGCUCACCUCAUCACGACGUCUCGACAUAUUUGUUCACCUCAUAGUCGUAGUUCCAUUUUUGGCAGAAGUUGUAUUUUUGAUAACUUCACUCCUGCUCCAGCUUCGAAGUCGAAGUUUUCAUCUAUAUCUAGUACAAGGAAGAUCAUGGUGUCUUCGUCCCCGCCUCCGACUUCUCCGGUCGUCCUCACACCACGCGCGACGACGACUCAGGAGAAUCCCCAAUUGCCGCAACAAGGUAACAUGCGCAAGCGAGUAGCGCUUAUUGGGUCUGGAAAUUGGGGUAGCGCGAUUGCGAACAUCAUAGGCCGUAAUGUCUUGCAGAAUGAGGAGUUGUUUCAUCCGGAAAUACACAUGUACGUCUAUGAAGAGGAGAUUACGCCGUCAAAAUUGACGCCAGCGAUAAUUUUGAAGGAUGAGAAUGGCGAGCUACUGGCGGAUCAAGAGAUUAUGAAUGGGAAGCGCAGAUGAAUGCUGAAGCGCAGAUGAAUGUCUAUUCAAUCGAAUUCAUUAGGUGCAAGGAUGUACUCUGGAAACGAAAGUUACAGGACUUUCUCUUUUCUCUGUUACAAUUUGAUUAUAAUUGUCCCCCUCAGGAGUGUGGUGUGAACGUGAACACCUUUCUUCUACACCUCCCGACCUCUUGGGAACAACAACCCUCCUCCCGGCCUCUAAUGAAAAAGUGAAGCUCUCGGACGUAAUCAACAAGUACGGACAGAACGUCAAGUAUCUGCCUGGGGUGACGCUUCCGUCGACCAUCGUAGCCAACCCGGACCUAGGCAAGACGACAGAGGGAGCCGACAUCUUAAUCUGGUGCGUGCCGCAUCAGUUUGUCCCUAGGAUGACCCCUGUCGUGAAGAAGAGCUGCAGCAGCGGAGCGGUACUAGAUCUACUGUUGCCGGCUUCUUCCUAUUUGUGCCUGUUACUCUUAAGUACAAAUUUGACUCGUCCCUAGUACAAAAGAAUCUCCGAAAUUUGACAUAAUAAUAAAUGAAUGUGCCCAGUCAAUUAUGUCUCCAAGUGGUCGUCACUACCGUUAUACAAGUAUCGAUAUCCCCCACCACUCAGGUAUCCAUUUCCCUCAUCAAGGGUGGCAUUGAUGUGAAGGAAGGGCGCGUACAGUUGUGCUCAGAGCUAAUUGCUGAAGAAAUGGGGCAUCAUUGUAUGGUUUUAAUGGGUGCAAAUGUCGCAAAUGAAGUAGCACGUGGCGAUUUCUGUGAAGCUACUAUCGGGUACCCGGAAACAGCGGGUGAGAGUGGGGCUGACAUCAAGCAACAAAGCCGAAUCAUGACCAAACUUUUUCACGUGGAUGGGCAGUUUCAGGUAGUACGGAUGACACGACUUCGCAGAAAUAAUUUUCAACUUUGUUUACAACCGAGUACUUCAACACAAACACUACUCCAUAUAAUUAAAAGACGAAGAUAAAUAACGAAAUAAUUUUCAACUUUGUUUACAACCGAGUACUUCAACACAAACACUACUCCAUAUAAUUAAAAGACGAAGAUAAAUUUGUUAUUAAGUUAAAACUCAGAUCGACGCCGUGCCUGACGUAGCUGGCGUCGAAUUGUGUGGUGCGCUGAAGAACAUCGUUGCUUUAGCUGCUGGCUUCACUGACGGCCUGGGAUUUGGCGGAAACACGAAGGCUGCUGUGAUGCGAAUCGGGAUGAUGGAAAUGAAGAAGUUCAUCCAAACUUUUUAUCAUUAUGAUCAAACGGCGUGACAUGAGGGAGAGUGCUAUGUAGAUUUGAUAUCUCACUAGCAUCUAGGAUCAUACACGUCUUAGAGUGCAGAAGUACAGUUGGCGACCAAUCAUACACGUCUUAGAGUGCAGAAGUACAGUUGGCGACCACUCUAACACCCUGCGCGUAAUGACAGUACGUUUUUUGAAAGCUGCGGGUUUGCGGAUUUGGUCACCACUUGCUUUGGCGGUAGAAACCGUAAGUGUGCUCAGCGAUUUGCCGAAGUUUUUGCGGCCAAAGUCAAGAACGAAAUGACCCAGAUGGAGGAAAAUUUACGAUCGAGACUUUCCUUCUUCCGACACAUUGCACUAUCAAUCUACCGAGUACUUUAGCAUGAUUGCUUUGCACACUAAAUGAGCUGAUAUUUUUACAGUCUGUCUGGUUAUAAAGUGAUAAGUGAACAGGCCAACGCCUAACCACUAAGCCAACCGUUGGCCUGUUCACGUAUCAUCAAUGAACUCAGUCUGAAGUACAGUCUAUGGUUGGUCAGUCCGGUGAUUCCCACCUCUAACUUCGCUAGAAGAUGGUGGUGAUUCCAAGGCCCUCAAGAAGGCGCGUAACGAAACCCCGGAGGCAGAGACUACCCGCCUCUGGGAUGAGAUCGAGGCUGAGCUGUUAAACGGUCAGAAGCUGCAGGGGACAUUGACUUAUGUGCAGCUUGGCUCUAUAUUACUUAAUGUGUACAACUGGCUCUAUAUUACUUAAUGUGUACUGGCUCUAUAGUGCAAAAAUUUGGUUCUUCUACUUGAUCGGAGGAGACGUGACGUGUUGUUUUCUAGAAAUGAGGCAGAUUGGUUGUGACCACAUGUUCGAAUCCUGCAUUAAAACUCCGUACAUCUGCAUUCUAGAGCACCAUUGCUUCAUUCAUUCAUUCAUUUAUUCAUUCCUUCGGAACUAAAAAGAAGCUUUCGUUAAGCUCCUGCACAAAGCUGCUACAAUUAGGUCUAAUCCUCCUGCUACGAGAUCAUGUCUGUGCUCCAGCAUAAUGCAUGCGAAAGGGAGUUCCCGUUUUUUUCCGCUGUCUACACGGUCUGCCGCAACGGUCGGGAGAUCGUCAAUUUGAUCAAACUGAUCAGCAAUGUGAACACUCCUCGCACCAGUUGUAAAACAUCCAAAUCAGGCAAUACCAAGAAAGUUGAGCAGCUUUCUUCUCCGACUGCGGCUCCUGGCGGACAGAAAGCUGGUGGGGCAUAGACUGUGGUAGGACUGUCGAAUUGGUUGUCGCCUUCUGAAAGGACCACGUGAGAAGUAUCUUGGCUUGUAAUCUAGAUCUACACGACAACCGGAUCUAUCACUACUGUGACAUUUUCCUCGACUAUAGAGCACUUAUUCGCAAACUCAAAAUAACCGAGUUACUGACUGAAAUAAGGGAGGUGCUAGCUUAACAUCAGGGCUGCCUUUCCUUCUCAUCAGUAUCUCGGUUAUUCUGAUCAGUUACUUGCUUAUUUCAGUCUAUCGAAUACUGCAAACAAGAUACUAGUAGUUGGACUUGUGCCGUACUAGGGGAGGGCGCUGUUAAAGAAUUUGGAUUUUCCAUAAGAAAAACGAUUUCAGGAGCUCAUGCUAUGGGAAGCGAAUCGUUGGGUCACUACAUGCGCCCGUCAUGGUGGGGAGGCUGAAUCUGAUGUAGAUUUAUUCUGGUCGUCGUUAUUACGAUGCUGUAUACACUAUUUGUAUUUUGGGUACUAAGAUGGAAUGUGAAGAGGUGAGACCCCACAUCUAUAAUGAUAACCCAGACGACACACUUGUUUUCGAGGAUUUGCUAUAGAUACUAAGUCUACGCAAAGGAGCAGACUCAAUUAGGAACCAAACCAGAACUCGGGUCCUCGUCCCUUCGAACGAAAAAUGAUGGACUUCUUCAUCCACAUCUGAUUUCAUUUUCGUUGGUAGUUCUACUAGUAUUCUUCGGUACUUGGUCAGCACAUGAAUCACUACACUACCCUAUUCGGAGACUGCUAGACUCUACUGCCAUCCUUAUUGACGCGAGCAAAAAUGUACACUAAAAACGCCUCAAUGCAGCCUCAUAAUUGCACUCCACCAUCACAGGAGGAUUAUGGGACUGUGGAGGACAAUCAGCUCGGUUACUAGUGAUAAGUGUACAGGUCAACGCCUAAACCACUGAGCCAACUGCGUAGUUGGCGUAGUGGCCUAGAUCAUGGCGGCUUACUGGAUCAUGGCGGAGUACUAGAGCAUGGCGGCUUACUAGAUCAUGGUGGAUUACUAGAUUAUGGCGGCUUACUAGAUCAUGGCGGUCUACUAGAUUAUGGUGGAGUACUAGAUCAUGCUAGGAGCGCGACUUUUUUCCAUAUGGUGGAUUUCUGGUCACCCCGCCAUCACAUAUGAAAUUAUCGGGUCACUCCACCAUCAUACGAAAGUGAAUGAUCAUCUUGAUGUUAUCUCAUAGUUUCACUCCACCAUCACACGAGGUUUCGAGACACGAGUUUUUAGCCUCAUAAUUUCACUCCACCAUCACACGAGACAUAUUAAACAUGUCUCGAAAAACUGUAUUUGAAGUCUCUUUUCAAUUGACGACGUUGGAUUUGGUCUUGCUAUUGCUUCAGGUGGCAACACUUCUAGAGGUGUCAACAACACUUCUGGUUUGCCGCCAGUCUUUUUAGAAGAUGCACUCGCAUGCACUUUGUAGCCGGCAAUCUUUUGAGAAGGUGCUUAUGUUCUUC
Amoebophrya sp. A25 is the source of this 4504-nucleotide messenger RNA. The record is from the annotation of a GenBank genome assembly. NCBI's taxonomy places the organism in Eukaryota, Dinophyceae, Syndiniales, Amoebophryaceae.